This is a messenger RNA of Pogonomyrmex barbatus (red harvester ant), 9523 nucleotides long. RefSeq lists its product as uncharacterized. The record is from RefSeq and is a predicted model, not a curated record. Lineage: Eukaryota; Metazoa; Arthropoda; Insecta; Hymenoptera; Formicidae.
UAAACAAUUGUUUCAGCUGGAAAAUGAUCUGCGGGAGCUAGGACUGUCAAGAUGGGCGACACGCCGAGGACUAAUGCAAUUAAUCAUCAAGCCGUACGUGAUUCUUAGACGAGUGCCGGACUCUUAUCGCGAGGUGAUGAAUAAGAUUGAAAAUCCGAGGUACAGACGAAUAAAGAAAUCUUAUAACGGUACGCUGAUAAAAAAUCGAGUGAGGAAGACCAGCGUGCUGCGAAUGAAAUAUUGUGAUGGAUCGUUGCAGCAUCCCGCAUCUGUUUUACGAAAUAUCUUUGACUUUGUGAUACUCGAUGAUACACGAGAAAAUUCAAAUUCGUAUUUUCGAAUUUGCGAACGAUUCUCACCGUCUUUUGACAUGAUCAUGGAAUAUCGAAGACAAUCCGCGAAUAAUCAAAGAUCGCUGAUCGGAACAUGUGAAACCAAAGAUGAAAAUGAUUCUAAAGGACAGAAGAGAACAGAAUUUCCGAAUCAGAUUCGCGAAAGCUUUCUUGCUCGUGACAGGCUUUCAUAUAAUGAACACAGACUAACUCAGUUUCUUGCAAAAAUAUUCCAGUACAGCAACCAAAAUUUGCUUUCAAAUCAUAAGGAAAUAUUGCAAAGCAAGCAAAAUGAUAUGGAAAAAAAGCAACAAACAGAUAGUUCGCAAGAUAUUCAUCACAAAGAGACACAAAUUCCAAGCAAUAUAACUAUAUCAUCAAAUAGUAUAAUGGACGGUAAUAAAAUUUGUCAAAAUAAAAUUCAUGAGUCUAGUUCAUCUAGAAAAAUGUUAUCAAGCGGUACUAUACAGAAUUCUGUUCAAGAGGUAACAAAAAAGAAUUUUCAUAUUGACAAUAAUGUUACAAGAAAUCAUAAAGAUAUUUCUGCAGAAAAAUUAAAUAUUAACGCAACUUCUAGUGCGUCCUUGUCGAAAAACGAAUUGUUAAGCAAACAUGCACAGCAUUUUAUCCAUAAAUCUGUAAAUAAAAGUUCUUGUUCCGAAAAUAAGAUCUUUUUGAAAGAUAAAUCUACUUCGAUUUCUACAAAAAGUACAAAUAUAUCUGUUACUCAAAAAUAUGUUUUAUCAGAAGAUAAAUCAUCAGAGACAACCGAACCAAUUCAAUUAAAAAAACAUUGUCUUGAUUCUAAAAAUAGCAUCGAUUUUUCAAAAGAUAAUGCUGUUUUUGCAGGAAAAAAUAAAGAAAAACAAAAAAGUGAAACAGAUGUAAAAGAAUUUUCUUCAGAAAAAAUUAAACUCGUAGAUACAUUUGUACAAGAAAAUUUCGAUAAAUCUAGAAAUGAUAAUAGCUUCCCUAAAAGUUCAAGCAACACAAUAAUUUCAGAAUUAAAGUCGUUCAAAAAAAAAGUUAAUGAUUCCAGAAAUAAGAAUCAAAAUGCUAUUUCAGAAAAAUAUAUGCAGGCUUCUCAAGGUAAUUUGGAAUUGUUGGCUGAGGAAAUAGGUAUGCCAUUAAAUCAUACAUUUGAAAGAAAAAAUAUGAAUCAGAUACAAAUAAAUUUAAAAUCUAAAAAUCUGCAAUCGCUGACAAAAAUACGAAAGCGAAAAAAGACGGAUGCGUCACCAGAUAAAAAAAUGAUCGACAAUAAUGCUAAAAUAUCUAAUUAUGAAAUAUUAUCCGAUAAUGAAUGUGACCAUGGGAAGCAAAGAAGUUGGGGGAAUGUUACAAAAUGUAUGGUAAAAGAAAGAAAACAUAAAUUGCUGAAGCGAAAAAGCGAAUUAUGUAGAAAAGAAAGGAAUAAGAAGAUUAAAAAGAUACAAGAUAAAUUUCACGAUUAUUUUAGAGACACUUUUGAUCCCGAUACUAGUGAAAAUGAAGAGGAAUGCGAAAUUCUGUUAAAUUGCUUUGAGAGAAAAAAACAAUAUUUCGAUAAUUUAUUGUAUGAUACUGCAACAACAGAUUACGAGGCAGAAGAUAUUUCCAAAAUGAAUAAAUAUUCAAUACAUAAAUCAACUAAUAAUUCACAGAACGAUAUAGAGAGUGCAGCAUCAGUUAAAAUAAAAUUCAGUAACAUAUGUGAUUCUACUACAUGUACCGAAAAGUAUGACGUUAUAUAUGAUGCUGUAACAGAUGAAGAGACGGAAGAUAAAAUAUCUGCAUAUAAACGUAGCAUAUCAGCUACUACGUCACAGGAAAAUGUAGAAAGCACAAUACUGGCUAGAAUAAAAUCUGAAGACAGUUUAUGUAAUUCUAUUACAUCUACCGAAGACUAUGCUACGCUUGUUGCUGCAACAGAUGAGAAGAUUAAGGAUAGAGCAUCGAUACAUGACAUAUUAAUUAAUAAUUCACAGAAAGAUACAGAGAGCGCAAUAUCAAUUGAAGUAAAAUCUGAUGAUAAUAAUUCAUGCGAUUCCAAUGCAUCUAUCGAAAAGUGUUAUGCUAUGCACGAUAAUGCAACAGACGAAAAAGAUAAAAUAUCGAUAUAUGAAUCUGGCAUGUCAAUUAAUAAUUUUCAAGAAAAUAUAGAGAAUGAAAUACCGAUUGAAAUAAACUCUGACGAUAGCUCAUGCGCUUCCACUAUAUCUACUGAAAAGUAUUAUGCUAUAUAUGAUAUUAUAGCAAAUGAGAAAGUGAAAGAUGAGCCAUUGAUAUGUGAAUCUGACAUGUCAGUUGAUAACUCGCAAGAAAAUAUGGAGAACAUGACACAGACUAAGGUAAAAUCUGACGAUAGUUCAUGUAAUUCCGCUGCAUCCACCGAAAAGUGCUAUACUAUACACGAUAUAAAGGAUGAACCAUUGAUAUAUGGAUCUGACAUAUAUGGAUCAAUUAAUAAUUCGCAAGAAAAUUUUGUAAACGCAAUAUUGACGAAAAUAAAAUCUGUUAAUAAAUCAUGCGAUUUCAUUGCAUCCACCGAAAUUUGCUAUGCUAGGCAGUAUGUUUCGCGCGAUGCUACAACAGAGAAGAAGAUAAAAUAUAAAACACCGAUGUGUAAAUCUAGCACAUCAAUUAAUAAUUCGCAAAAAAAUAUUGUGGAUGCAAUACUGAUUAAAAUAAAAUCUGUCAAUAAAUCGUGCGAUUUCAUUGCCUCAACUGAAACUUGCUAUGCUGUGUGCCAUUAUGCCGUUCCGCACUAUGCUCCACGCUAUAUUUCGCCUUAUAUUACAGUAAAUGAGAAGAGGAAAGAUGAAAUAUUGACAUGUGAAUCUAGCACAUCAACUAACUCGCAAGAAAAUAUAAAGAAUGCAAUACCGACUGAAGCAAAAUCCAACGAUGGGUCAUUCGAUUCCACUGCAUCUACCGGAAAUUACUAUGCUACACAUAUUUCUACAACAGAUGAGAGGAUAAAAGAUAAAGUCUCGACAUGCAAACCUGAUACAUCAUUUAAUAAUUUGCGAGAAAAUAUAAAGAAUGUAAUACAAACUAAAAUAUCUCACGAUCGCUCAUGCGAUUCUACUGCAUCUACCAAAUAUUAUGAUAGGCAUAACGCUACAACAGAUGAAAAGUUGAAAGAUGAAGCAUUGUGUGGCACUGAUAGUAAUUCACAAGAAAACAAACAGAGUGCAACAUCACUUGAAAAAAAAACUGAAAAGUCAAGAAAUUUCUUUAUACACGCUGAAAAAUAUUACACUAGGCAUGAUGUUACAAUAGACAACAAGAUAAAAGAUAGACUAUCAAUACGUGAACAUAAUGUAUUAACUGAUAAUUCUCAGGAAAAUAUAGAUAAUGUGAUGAUGACAACACAGCAACUUUUAGAGAAUUCUUCAUUAAUUUUCAAUACAGAAAACAUGAAUAAAGAUCAUACAUAUGCGCAUAACGAAAUUAUUGCAUUGUCUGUGUCUCAUAAACUGGACAUUGAUGAUAUGCAUUUAAAUAAAGACAUAGAGAAAAAAUCAAAUAUUUAUACAAUAACAGAAAAAGCAAAUAUGCAGACUAUCCUACAAAAUCAGAAGGAAGUAAUGCACGAUGUUGAAAUUAUUGAUUUAACCAAUGAGGAUGCAAAGACGCAAAACGAUGCGAUGCCAAAUUUAGAAUUAUCUACUACAUUUACACAUGAGUCAAUAUCGUGCGACAUGGAUAAAAAGGAUGGCUGCAAUAGGUCACAAAAUACGAAAGAUGGACAGAUAGUUGAGCAAUCUUCAAUAAUAAAAUCAGAAAGCAAUUCUCCGAAAAGUAGACAUGAUACAAUAACGGUAAAUUCGUCUACAUCUUCAAGCAAAUCAAAUUCCAGUGAUGGUCAUUCGUCGGAUAGUCACUUAGAAGAUAAUGAUAACAAUAGCGAUAUUGAAGUAGAAAUAAAAAUAAAACCUAAGUGGAAAUCUCGAGUAUCACGAAAAUUCUCAAUAAAAGCACCUUGGUCUGCAGUGAACUCGUGCAUAAAAAAUUUACAUACGCUUAAGGAUAAUCCAAGUUUUCUCGAACUCUUUCAAAUGAAUCAUAAAACAUCUUUUGAAAGAUUUCAACAAGGGAUCACGAAUUCCAAUAGUAAAAAUUCAGAAAACAACACAUCAAAUCUUAAUCAAGAUGUUACUGCCGAAUGCAUCGAGUCAGUAGUACCAAGUACUAAGAAAGAUAUAUGUGAUUCUAAUCCUAUUACUAAAGAUAAUUAUUCUCAAGAAAAAUUUCAAGAUUAUGCAAUUUUAAUUAAAGAUAAAAAUGUAACCAUGGAUUGUAACCAAGAAGGGAACGAACCCGUACAAUCCGUCAAACAAAAGACGCAGAUAACUGUUGAAAACAAUCUUGAAUUAAAUAAAUUUGUAUGUGAUGUGCCUAAUUUAAGAGCACAACUACAAGCUUCCACGAACGACAAAGAGAAGAUAAAUGAAGAACAAAUUUCUCAUGAUAAUACCUUAGAGAGAAUUGAAAGUACAACAAAACAUAAUCAAAGAGAACAGAAUGAAAGCAUGACAUCUAUCGAAAAGCAAAAGACUCAGUUGACUGGAAACAAUACUGGAUCAGCAAAAGCUGCGUGUGACACUAAUACAGGAGAACGGUUACCUUCCCUGGAUGUAACGCAUAACAAAGUAAGAGUCCGAUCCAUAGAGGAACUUAAUUAUCAACGAUGUACCACGCAAACUAUAAAUCAUGACCCAUCGAUUACAUCAAAUAUUGCAUGCCCAAAAUUCCUUCGAUCAGUAUUUUCUCAAUUAGCAUCUUCUAAAUCAGUAUCUCCCCAAUCAGUUCCUUCUCAAUCAAUACCUCUUCAGUUAGUGUCUCCUCUAUCUUGUCAAACAGCACCUUCUCAAUCAACACUUCCUCAAUCAGCACUUGCUCAAUCAUCAUCUCAAUCAGUAUCUCCUCAAUCAGUAUUCAAACAGCGGCCAUCAUACAAUAAUAAUAUUAAAGAAGGAUAUUCUUCAUCUAAAACAGGUACUGAAACUAAAUCUUCAAAUAUUAGUAAUGAUUUAAUAAAUUCACAAAUCACAACACAAAUUGUAACAGAAAAUAUUUACAACAACUUCUUAAUCUGUCGUAACCUUAGUCGAUACAAUCUAAGCCCGACACACUUACAAAAAAUGAAUGAGUGUUUAAAACAAAUAAGAGAAAACAUGGAAAAGUUAAAAAUGUGGCAUCAGUUAAGUUUUCAAGAUGUUGUAGUUUUUAUUAAUCAAACAAUGCAAUUAAGUCCACCAAUAUCAGAGUUGGAAUAUAAUACUUAUAUACGAUUAUAUACAUCUUCUAUGACACGAAAUUCAGGACAAUAUGAUGCAACAGCUAACACAUUGCAAUAUUCGAAUAUUACUGAAGCUUUUUACAGAUCUCCGGAGACAUCAGUAUCAAAUGUUAACCCACAUCCAUUUUCAAAUGCGAGAAUGUCGAAUAAUAGCAAUUUUGCACAAUCCUUAAUAACACCAUGUUUGACGCCGACAAUCCCGAACAUCAACCAGCAACAAUUUUUAAAUAAUUCAGCUAAUUCUUCACAAGUACCAUACCUGAGACAAACUGCGCCAAAUAUUCGCCAGCAAUAUAUGCGUUAUGCACCUGCAGUACAUUCAAGUAUGCCGAAAAUUAAUCAACAACCACCUUUUAGAAAUGCAAAUCAUUUGAUUCAAGGUCAGCGUAUGUCAUCAGCAAAUAUGUCGAAUGUUAGUAAUCAACAAAUUUUUGAAAAUAUGAAUAACGUUUCAUCAACAUCGAAUAUUAAUAUGCGCUCAUAUGGGCUAAUAAGUCAAGGAAAUAUUAGUACAUCUCCUCACAUGAAACAAUUAUGCGUUGCAUCAAAAAGCAUAAUUAACAAUACCACAACUAUAUCUGCCACUAAUGUGCAACAACAGAGACAAGUAUACUCUCAGACGUCACAAAACUCAGGAACAGUAAUUUAUCCUCCGUCUAUGACAAAUCAAAAUGUUCCUCUCAGAAUGCAGCAGAGUGCGCAUAAUAAUGUUAUAUCUGAAUCUUUUAUAACAAAUUCUAACACUUCAAAAACUGAUGUUGCAAUGGGAAAUGUUAGACCUGGAAAUAUAACUCGGCAAUCGAACUGCAAUUUACAAGUAUCUCAAGUAUUUUCAAAAGAAACGCAAUCCUUAUCGCAAUACAAUCAAAAUCCAAAUAAUAUUUAUGUUACGUCAUCUCAGCCUGCAUGUAAUAACACGCAAACUAAUCCCGUUCGUAAUAUUUUGACAAAUCCGAACGCGCAGCAGAAGAUGCAACAAAAUCAGCGCGUGAAUCAGUCCAAGGAUUUGUCAAUUAACAAUACCUCAACAAAUGCGCAACAAAACGUGCCGAAGAAAAGAAGGAAGUCCAAAUCACAAAAUAAAACACAAUCCAUAAAUUCACAAGACGUUUCGCAAAAUGCAUCUGGCAUUAUUUUGAAAACUUCUAUACCUCAGGGAUCGGAUAUACCACAUAAAUCAACUAUCGAAUAUGCGAUGCUUAAAACAUUACAAAAGGAUAAAACAAUAUCUAUUUCGCCAAACACACUUGCGCUGUCGAAAAUAGAUAAAACUGCCUAUAACUUUAAUCUAGCAAUUCUAACGGAUAUUCAAAAAAUUGUAUUGCGUGAUCAGAUAAAAUUAUAUUUCCUCAUAUCAAGCAAACUACAACAUUUAUUUACCAGGCAGGAAUUUGAUGGCGCAUAUCAAGAAAAGUCAAUUUCAAUGCUGCUACAUUUAUAUCAUCACCUAGAUAAUUAUAUAAAUGAGAUACGAUCACAAAUUACUCGAAGAGAUACCGAAAACUGGCAAAACUCGCAAAACAUAUCAACGUUACAAAAUGUCAGAACGGAAAUGUCUUCGGAUAAGUUAACGAAGUCUCAAUCUGAUAAAAAUAAUGAAAAUAAUUCUGAAUGUGAUAGAAAUUCAGAAAAGCAAUCUUCGGAGGAAAAUAAUAAUUCAAGCAUUUCAACGAACUCGGUUACGGUUGUAAAGAAUAAUGUAUCAACGGAAAUACAAAAUACAAAGUCAGCUUUUACAGCUUUGAAGUCCACAAUAAUUAAGGAAUCACUUCCGACAAGCACAAAAUUACAAGAGCAGAAUAGUGAUAUAUUAAAGGAAAAAUUAAACAAACCUUCAUUGCUGGAUGCGAAGAGAAAAGAAAGACAUAAAAAUUUAGAAACAUUACUGCUAAGACGUUCAAAGACGCCAGAAGAUAAUUCGGUCACAGAAAUGUCUCACAUGAACUCGGAAACGGAAAUGCAAAGUAAUAUAAAAAUUAACGAAAUUUUUUCGAUGUCUCUGACAAAAAGUUCAUAUGGUCAACAAAUACCAGAAUCAAGAUCUCCUUCUACACAAGAUUCAUCGAAUUUGUUACGAGGGGCUUUAGCUAAUAAAAUAGUAAGCCAAGUAGAAAUUGCAAAAAGUAAUAUUAAAGAAGGUUCUAAUAAUACAAGGGAAGAAAGCAUACGCGAAAUUCCUAGCAUUAUGACAUCAAAUAAUGCUAGAGAAAACGAUACGAUAUCGCAAUCUUGUAAUAAGGAAGAUCAAAAUAGAAAAGUGAAUUAUGCCAAUAAUGAAAUAUCCAGGAAAAAUUCACAAGAUGUAAUAUCCGAUGAUAUUAUGGAAAAUACUGAAAUAUUAAAUUCCACGGUGUCCGAUCCAUCGAACGUAUCAAAUAAUUUGAUACGAUCUUCACUAAACGUGUGUUUAAUAUCUCCGGUAAAGAGGUGCAAAUCUGUGGAAACACUGCAUAUGCGUACCGUACGCGAGGGGCACGCUAAAACGUCAGAUUUUUCCUUAAAUACGCAGCAGAAAGAUCUUGCAAAUGAACAAAGUAAUACUUCCUCCGUGGAAACGUCCGAUAGUUUCGGGGAACUGUAUAUCGAUGAAAGUGCGGACGUUUUGCGGCAAGAGCGGCACGAUCAGGUAGCAGCUGAAGAGGAUAAAUUGAAUAUGUCGCAAGAUUCAGCACAUUCGUUCGACGCAAUUAAAUUGGAAUCUACAGAAGCGACAUCGUUGUCAUUCCUGUUGAGAAACAUCGCUGAAAAAGAUCUGGUUGACAUACGUCAAGAUUUUGUAACAGAAGAGGUGGAGAAAUUUAAUGUGAAAUCGCCAUUAGAAACGCAGGAAAUGCAAUUACCAAAGAUAUCAAAGAAACUUGAAACUUCGGAAGGUACGUGGAUAGAAGGUAUACCUUUGACCGAUAUCGUAGAGAAACAAAUAGAAGAUAAAAAUGAGCGGCGAUGUUCGUUAAAAAUAGAAGAAAUGCAGUUUCAAGAAAUACCACUCAAAUUUGAAGUUCCGUCAAAAUCGGAAGAUGCAUCGAGUAUCGAGGACAGCGAUACGAUACAAUGGAUUGACUUAAAACUAUCUGAAGAUGAGGAAGAAGAAGAAGAAGUAGACACGCACACGCACAGUGGCAUUAAAAUAAUUAAUGAACAACUCAAGCAAGUAUCCGAGCCGAGAUAUUACGAGAAAUCACAAACUUUCGCUCUAAAGGACAAUCCUAUAGACGUAAAUGAAAGGGAAGUUUCCACAGAGAACGAUAUUCUUAAUGUUGACUACAACGCCGAAUGUAUUUCCGAGGAAAGGGACGAUUCGGAAAUGAGAAUUGCAAAUAUCUUAAAUGUUGGGAGCAUAUCACCGUCGUUAUUUGAGAGGAUGAAUAACGACACGGUUGUUGAAAAGGACUUGGAAGCGUUUGCGGAUGAAAACGGUGAAAAGUCAUUGUAUAUAAAUGAUCAUUUGGAAAGUACAGAUGAGGUGGAUGAAAGACCUUGUUUACGUUGUAAACGUAAGAGUACAGUAUAUUGUCAAGCAUGCUUGGAAGCUCAUUAUUGUUCCAAACGUUGCUCAUCUUUGCAUUGGAAGGCAGAACAUUAUAAGCAAUGUAAGGGUCGCAAUGAUUCAGUUAUCUGUAUCGACGUAUAAUUUAGAAGCGCAUAUUUCUAUGUUUGCAAUCUCAAAAAUCCUGUUGAAUUUUUUUAGGAUUUUAGGAUUUUAAGUUUCUUAGAACCAAACACGUUCGAUCGAUGUUCUCGUUCCCAAUUAAGAAUAUUCAUUACCCGUAUUUACGAAAUUUAUAUGAAAGCUAUUGACGCGUUAUUUUUCUAACGAAAUUUUUCUAGUUGAGUUAUGCAGGAUGAUUUCACUAAUAUUUUAUGUUUCUUGUUGACGCUGACGAUAAAAGGAAAUACACAAAAA